UGUAGAUAAUAGUAUUCGAUGGCAAUUAACAAUGCAGAUCAGGUCGUAUUUGAUAAGGUUGCUGAAAUCAAUGCAUACAAAGAGUCUUGGAACAUACGUGUUAAAGUCGUCAUGCUUUGGAAGCCGACCUAUAAAAACAAUCCCAAUAUGGUCACAAGCCUAGACAUGAUUUUAAUUGAUCAGAAGGGAAGUAGAAUACAAGCAACAAUAAAAAAAAUCUUAUUCCUGUAUUUGAAUCCCUAUUCGAUGAAGGAGCUGUCAGGGAGAUCAGUAACUUUGCUAUGGCUAGCAAUGAAGGUGAAUACAUGCUUGUUCCUCAUAAACAUAAAAUCAAUUUCUACAAAACCACAAAAGUUCGUGUAUCCACUGAUUUUGUUGAUACGGUAGAUCCUUAUCAUUUUAUCUCUUUCCCAGAUUUGCUAGCCAGGAACUUUGACACUCGUGUUGCAUUUGAUUUUCUUGGCCAAGUUGUGUCAACUGAUCAUAUGCGAGUCAUUGUUGAAUAUGGAAGAGAAAAAAGGUUAAUGAAUCUGGUUGCUCAGGAUUUAAGUCUUAAUGCUUUGGAUAAGAAUGUUGAGCCUUCUAGCCGUACAUCGCAGCUCAACUCAGAUACUGUUGUGGCUAAUCCAGAGGAUUACUACCUCCGUUUUCAAAUAAAAAACAUUGAUGAGAUUCCUGAUUUUAACGAGGAAGUUGGUUUAACCAUCAUCGCUACUAUCAUUGGUUUUGAUAUGGAUGAAGGCUGUUAUUCAUUUUAUUGUCGUGAUUGUUCUAAAAAAGUUACUAAAAAUGAUGAUGAUGUUGAUGCUGGUCCUUUUCACUGUGAUGGUUAUGGAUUAGUCUCGGAUGUAUAUGGAAAGAUUAUGAUAGUAGUUCGUGUGCAAGAUGAAAGUGGGUCUUCUUCGUUCGUAUUGUUUGAGCGUCAUGUAAAAGAUCUUAUUCAUCGUGGAAACCAAUGGUUGAUGGAAAAAAUAGCUAAGGAUCAAGGACGCCAACAGAUACCUGAUGAGUUCAAAAUUCUUCUAAAUAAGAAGUUUGUCUUCAAAGUUCAGAUAUACAUGUUCAAUCUGCAGAACAACUAUCGUGCUUACACUGUGCAGAAGUUGACUGAUGAUGAAAUGGUUCUUGCUGAGGUUUUUAAACGGUCACCAAAUCAUGAACACCAUAUUAUAAAUGAUAAUGCUUUAACACCAUCAUCCAGUAUGGGGAAGCGCCCUAUUGAGAUUGAUGUCAACACUGACUCUUUGGAGUGGUCUUCGACAAAAACCGGUGUUGUUUCUUCUAUCUUGAAGAUCCCAAAGUUGGAAAAGUUGGACUAA
Molecule: messenger RNA, 1319 nt
Organism: Lactuca virosa
Lineage: Eukaryota; Viridiplantae; Streptophyta; Magnoliopsida; Asterales; Asteraceae
Source: the annotation of a GenBank genome assembly